AUGGAUGAUUUCAGUGACUUAAACAAAUCAGCGGACGAGAAUGAGGAGUAUUCCACGGAGAGCGACUUGAAUGAGAAGGAAAAUGACGUAGACAAGGAAGUACUAAACGAUGUGGAGAGGGAGGCGAUAAGUGACGCUGAGAAGGAGACCAUAAGUGACGUGGAGAAGGAGGCGAUGAGUGACGUGGAGAAGGAGGCUAUAAGUGACGUGGAGAAGGAGGCUAUAAGUGACGUGGAGAAGGAGGCUAUAAGUGACGUGGAGAAGGAGGCGAUGAGUGACGUGGAGAAGGAGGCGAUGAGUGACGUGGAGAAGGAGGCUAUAAGUGACGUGGAGAAGGAAGCGAUGAGUGACGUGGAGGAGGCGAUGAGUGAAGUGGACGGGGAAGCAAUAAGUGACGUGGAGGAUGCCUUAAAGGACGCGCAGAAGGAAGCCGCAAGUGACGCAGAAAGGGAAUUGCUGCACGACGUCGAAGAGGAGGACUUACACGACGCAGAGGAGGAAGAUUUACAGGACGCUGGAGAGGACGUCUCGCAGAACGAUGAAGAGGACGUCUUACAGAACGAUGAGGAGGACGUCUUACAAGACGCUGAAGAGGCAGCCUUAGGCAAUGUCCAAGGGGACGACUCAGGCGACGUCAAAAGCGCCAAUGAAGGGGAUGCCGAACAGGUUGCGGCAAAUGUGGGUGUCAUGAAUCCCCCUGUCGUAAGCGGUGGUGUCUUCCAGAGCGGUGGUAUCUUUCAAAGCGACGGCGUCUUCCAAAGUGGCGAUCACCAACACGGUGACUACGAAGGAGGUUCCUACCCGCAUGACGACGACCAGGCUGGGGACGGCCAGGACGGAGCGAGCCACCUCUUUCAAGACACGCAAGAAAGCGGUCCCAGCGAAGACACACAGAAGAAGGAGGAUGAAUACUCUAAAACUCCGAAUGAACCUCCCAGCAACAAAGAACAGUUCAAUGAAAACAUUAACGAAACAAAUAAUCCUCCCAGUAAUGGUGAGGGGAAAAAUUACCACAUCGAUAAUGACUCCCUUGCCUCCAUGGAUCCCAUCCACUUUGACAAGAAAAGAUAUGAACACCUUAUAAUACACCCAUCGAAUCAGAAAAGCAUGAGCUUAUUUGAAGGCAUUAAUAGACAGAUUACGUUCCCUUCUUUGUCUCCUACAGAUUUUGCUAUUCCUGGAAAAGAGGAUGAAAGCACCACUAUGUAUCAUUUCGCUCCUGAAAAACUCGGGUACAAAUACAAUAACGGCUUGAACCCUUCUGAGGGCUACUUGCUGAUUUACCCCCACGUGUCGCAUAACUCCGUUCCCCCAAAAAUUAAGAAAAAAAAGAUGCGCUGUUGUUAG
Messenger RNA from Plasmodium inui San Antonio 1, 1347 nucleotides. RefSeq lists its product as hypothetical. Bases 1 to 1347 code for a protein of 448 amino acids. The record is from RefSeq and is a predicted model, not a curated record. NCBI's taxonomy places the organism in Eukaryota, Apicomplexa, Aconoidasida, Haemosporida, Plasmodiidae. The transcript is spliced from 2 exons.